AUGUCACAGCAGUUUCGUGCUUCCACUCUUACCACCAGCACGUAUAAGACUCCAGCCAGUGUCAGCCACUGGAUUGAGCCUAUAUCAGAGGAACCUGACUCUGAAGACCUCUCAACAGCUCCACAGUAUAAACGCCAUCGUACCAGGGCUCCACUUGUUCGCACCCAAUCUGCUCCUCACCUCAUUUCAACAACAACAACUCAGCCCUUCCACACCCACUCCAACAUGGCCAACGCAAACUUGAUGCCCAGGGCCGACUCUUUCAACGCUCGAGUCCGCGGGACGAGCCAUAUCGACUUCCGGACUGCAACUACCGGUGUCUCUGCGAAGACUAUGCGCAACGAAAUAAGCCACCUUGUCGCCACCGUUGCUGAUCCCCAGACAAAAAAGGCGCGUUCAAUCGCCUCGAACGCCUUCGACACCGAAAUGCAAGCGUUCUUCUACCUCUUCACGCGUUAUCUUUCAGAACGUGCUAAGAGCCAGGAUCUCGACUGGGACCGUAUCAAGUCACCCGCUGAAGACCAGAUUAUUCCCUACGCAAAGCUUCCCUCACCGUCUGACACCAAGAACCUCAACAAGCUCGCAGUUCUCAAAGUCAAUGGUGGUCUAGGAACAUCUAUGGGAAUGACCGGUGCUAAGAGUGCCCUGGAAGUCAAGGACGAUAUGACCUUCUUGGAUCUUACCGUCCGUCAAAUCGAGCAUCUCAACACUACCAACCGCGUGGAUGUCCCCCUCAUCCUCAUGACCUCGUUCAACACCCACGAAGACACGCUCCGCAUCAUUAAAAAAUAUGCGAACCAGCAGCUUCGCAUCACGACUUUCAACCAGUCGCGAUACCCCCGAAUUUAUAAGGAAACACUCGUGCCAUGCCCAAGCCGUGCAGAUGACGACAAGAAGCAUUGGUACCCUCCUGGUCACGGCGAUCUCUACAACGCGCUUCUCCAUUCAGGCGUACUUGAUCAGCUGCUUUCGGAGGGAAAGGAGUAUCUCUUCGUUUCCAAUUCAGACAAUUUGGGAGCAGUUGUGGACGAGAGAAUUCUCCAGCACAUGAUCGACUCAGGUGCAGAAUUUUUGAUGGAGGUCACUGACAAGACCAAGGCUGAUGUCAAGGGUGGAACGCUCAUCGACUACGACGGCUCGAUACGACUCCUCGAAAUUGCUCAAGUUCCUUCUGAGCAUGUCGAAGAUUUCAAAUCCGUUCGCAAGUUCAAGAUCUUCAACACCAACAACUUGUGGAUCAAUCUGAAAGCUUUGAAGCGUAUCAUGGAAACUGAGGGCAUGGAGCUCGAAAUUAUCAUCAACCCCAAGGUCACUGAUGACGGCCAGUCCGUCAUUCAACUCGAAACGGCUGCUGGUGCUGCCAUCAAGCACUUCAAGAACGCUCAUGGAAUCAACGUACCUCGCUCACGUUUCCUUCCUGUGAAGAGCUGCUCCGAUCUCCUCUUGAUUAAGAGUGACAUCUACUCGCUUGAGCAUGGCCAGCUUGUCAUCAACGAGGCUCGUAUGUUCGAGACCACGCCAGUCAUCAAGCUCGGCGACCAUUUCAAGAAGAUUCAACAAUUCCAAAAGCGCUUCAAAAAGAUCCCCAAGAUCCUCGAGCUCGACCAUCUGACUGUUACUGGCGAUGUCUAUUUCGGCAAAAACAUUACGCUGCGGGGCACGGUCAUUGUUGUCGCCAACGAGGGACAGCGUAUUGAUCUGCCGGAUGGUUGCGUUUUGGAGAACCGUCUCGUGUCUGGUAAUUUGAACCUGAUUGAACUGUAA
Mycena indigotica is the source of this 1764-nucleotide messenger RNA. Its product is annotated as UTP-glucose-1-phosphate uridylyltransferase. NCBI's taxonomy places the organism in Eukaryota, Fungi, Basidiomycota, Agaricomycetes, Agaricales, Mycenaceae. Gene Ontology annotation, cellular component: cytoplasm. The coding region runs from base 1 to 1764 and encodes 587 amino acids. Gene Ontology annotation, biological process: glycogen metabolic process; UDP-alpha-D-glucose metabolic process. Gene Ontology annotation, molecular function: UTP:glucose-1-phosphate uridylyltransferase activity. The transcript has 13 exons. The record is from RefSeq and is a predicted model, not a curated record.